This is a messenger RNA of Phymastichus coffea, 1587 nucleotides long. Its product is annotated as palmitoyltransferase ZDHHC16A. Gene Ontology annotation, molecular function: palmitoyltransferase activity. Gene Ontology annotation, biological process: protein palmitoylation. The record is from RefSeq and is a predicted model, not a curated record. Gene Ontology annotation, cellular component: Golgi apparatus. The coding region runs from base 265 to 1386 and encodes 373 amino acids. The transcript is spliced from 7 exons. NCBI's taxonomy places the organism in Eukaryota, Metazoa, Arthropoda, Insecta, Hymenoptera, Eulophidae.
GGGGAAGUAAAUAUAACCUUAAGACAACAUCACACAAUCUUAAGAUUAUACGAUCGAUAGGAACUGUGAAAGAAGAUAGAAUGGGUUUUAUCUUUUAUUUUUCGAACUGUUUAUACAAGAGAUAGUAACUUUUACAUAAUAUUUUUAUCCCGUAAACAAUGUCUUGACACAAGUUAAAUGAACUGUCAAAAUCAUCCACAUUGAUUUGGAGAUGAAAUGGACAGAUUGGUUGUACUCUAGUCAUUUUAGAAACAUCUAUAAUUUAUGAAGAUACAGUAUUAUGUGAAUAUAAUGGCAAAAAUUCAUUGGACUGUGAUAAAACAACCAUCAUUCCAAUGGCUCAAGCAAUAUUGGUUUCGUACAAAGAUUACCUUUAAAUCCUUAUUUUACAACCAUUAUUUGAAUUGGAGUUAUGUUUGUGACACAUUAUUGGAGCCUAUUUUAUGGUUUGUUGAAAAUUUCACUGCCUAUCUUGGUCCAGUUUUCGUAGUGAUGGUUUCCAUAUUGACAGCUCUAAUGGUAUACAUAGCAUAUUACAUAGGCUUUCCUUGGUGGUGGGAAAGGAGUCCAUUGUUUACAAUUGUGCUAGUAAUCAUUGGAAAUUGGCUUUUAAUAAAUAUUUGCUUCCAUUAUUACAUGGGAAUAAAUGUUCCUGCAGGCUAUCCACCAAAUGGAGGUUUAAUCCCUGAGGCUGUUAGUAUUUGUAAGAAAUGUAUUAAACCAAAGCCACCAAGAACACAUCACUGUUCCAUAUGCAAUAAAUGUGUCUUGAAAAUGGACCAUCACUGUCCUUGGUUAAAUAAUUGUGUUGGCCACUACAACCAUAGGUACUUUUUUCAAUAUAUGGCUUUCACAGUGGCUGGAGUGAUUUUUAUUAUAAUAUUUGGAGUACAGAUAGCCUAUGAAGAAUUUUUUCUGUCUCCAGAUCCAGACAUUGAAGGUCAUCCUGUACGCAUCAACAAUUCAGAAAUUAUACCAAUGUCUGAAUCAUUGGAACACCUGACUCAAGAAGAAAAACAAGAAAUAGCUAGACAGGCAGCUGAAACAAGAGAAAUUGAAUAUAGGAGAAAACUAAUUGUUUUAGCAGCUUUUAUUGUAGUCGCAACGGUUGCAGCUUUAGGUGGUUUAACAUGGUGGCAUGCUGGCUUGAUUACUAGAGGAGAGACAAGCAUUGAAGGACGUAUCAAUGCAACUUUAGAUAAAAAGUAUAAAACACAAGGAAAGAAGUAUCGAAAUCCUUAUAACUUUGGUAAAAAAGAAAAUUGGAAGAUAUUUUUAGGACUCAAGGACAGAAAUUGGUGGUACAUAUUAUUCCCUUCAACUCAUGGACCAUAUGGAGAAGGUCUUGUGUGGGAAACUGCUGAUGAAAAUGAUAAAAUAUCUUGAUUAAUGUACGUGUAAAAAGAAAUUGUAAAUAUUAUCAACUUCAAAGAAGUUUUAAAUAUCAAUAUCAAAUGAAAAAAAAGAAAUAUUUUUACAAUGUCUGCAUUGUAAAUUUAGAUAAGAUUUCUAAAAUUUACGACGACAAUAGUAUUAUGAAAAACGAUAUAUUAUAUUGUUAAGCUACAUAUAAUAAAUAAAGGCACU